Molecule: messenger RNA, 1516 nt
Organism: Ricinus communis (castor bean)
Lineage: Eukaryota; Viridiplantae; Streptophyta; Magnoliopsida; Malpighiales; Euphorbiaceae
Product: dnaJ homolog subfamily B member 13
Exons: 3
Coding region: 273-1301 (342 amino acids)
Cellular component (GO): cytosol
Molecular function (GO): protein-folding chaperone binding
Source: RefSeq, a predicted model, not a curated record
UAAAAUGGAACCUCUUAAUCUGGAAAGUUCCACAUUUUUCUGGUCCCUUAAGACAUGUUCGAGACACAUCCUUUCCUUUUUCUUCUUUUUUCCUCAUUCCCCAUCAAUCAUACACAAUCAUCUCACUCCCCAUAUCUCACAUACCCAACAACAUCCGCAACAACAACACACAAUAAUACUAGUACAAACCCACCAGCCAUAUCACAAAUCGUUUGUAGAACCUUAAAGUUUUAGCAGAAAAUACAAAGAGUAAGAAAGUAUACAAAUUCAGUAUGGGUGUUGAUUAUUACAAGAUAUUGCAGGUUGAUAAGAAUGCUAAAGAUGAUGAUUUAAAGAAAGCUUAUAGAAAGCUCGCGAUGAAAUGGCACCCUGAUAAGAACCCAAAUAACAAGAAAGAAGCUGAAGCCAAAUUCAAGCAGAUUUCUGAGGCCUAUGAGGUUCUAAGUGAUCCUCAAAAGAGAGCAAUCUAUGAUCAAUAUGGAGAAGAAGGGCUGAAAGGCCAGGUGCCACCACCUGACGCUGGUGGUCCUGGAGGAGCUACUUUCUUCUCAACUGGGGAUGGCCCAACAACAUUUAGAUUCAAUCCCAGAAAUGCCAAUGAUAUUUUUGCUGAAUUCUUUGGCUUUUCAAGCCCAUUUGGAGGAAUGGGAGGUGGUAGUGGCAUGAGGGGUGGUUCAGCAAGGUCAUUCGGUGGAAUGUUCGGCGAUGAUAUUUUCAGUUCUUUCGGUGAUGGGCGACCGAUGAGCUCUGCUCCUAGAAAAGCCCCUGCAAUUGAGAAUACAUUGCCGUGUACACUUGAGGAGCUUUAUAGAGGGACUACUAAAAAAAUGAAGAUUUCAAGGGAAAUUGCGGAUGCUAGCGGGAAGACGUUGCCAGUGGAGGAGAUAUUGACCAUUGAUAUAAAGCCAGGCUGGAAAAAGGGAACAAAAAUCACCUUCCCAGAGAAAGGCAACGAGCAACCAAAUGUCAUCCCUGCAGAUCUCGUCUUCAUAAUAGAUGAGAAACCGCACAGCACAUUCACAAGGGAAGGCAAUGACCUGGUUCUGACGAAGAAGAUAUCACUUGCAGAAGCUCUAACAGGCUAUACUGUGAGUCUUACAAGUCUAGAUGGUAGAAGCCUGACCAUCCCAAUCAACAGUGUGAUCCAUCCAGACUACGAGGAAGUAAUUCCGAAGGAAGGCAUGCCUAUACCAAAAGAUCCUUCAAAGAAGGGUAAUCUGAGAAUUAAAUUUAACAUAAAGUUCCCCACAAGGUUAACUGCUGAGCAGAGGUCAGGAAUCAAGAAACUAUUGGCACCAUAGAUUGGAUUAUGGCUAUCCCAAUCUCUUGUGAAUACUUUUCAUUGUGUUGAGAUGGUGGUUUUGCAAUAGUUUGUGUUGUAUGGCGUAACUAUACAUUUAAAUCAGUUGAAUAAAAUUAUUUAGCAAAUUCUGUUUAUCAAAAUGUGAAGUGGAAUUUCAACCUGAUUGAGCCAUUGCGUCCUGGUAAAUAAAAAUAAAGGAUUUUUAAAUUUUUA